CAAGAGGACCGACCACGCAGUGACUUGUGGGUUCAUUAAAAAGUCGCAAUCAUGCCGCCUGGCCCUGUUCAAAUUGUCCAGCCGGAGCUCAACAAGGUUGAUGCAGCUGAAGAAACUCCAGCAACCAAACCUAUUGUUGGUAUUAUAUACCCACCACCUGAGGUCCGAAACAUUGUUGACAAAACCGCCAGCUUUGUUGCCAGAAAUGGGCCUGAAUUUGAAGCAAGAAUCCGUCAGAAUGAGAUCAACAACCCUAAAUUCAAUUUCCUCAACCCCAAUGACCCAUACCAUGCUUAUUACCGACACAAGGUUACUGAGUUCAAGGAGGGUAAAGCCCUGGAACCAUCAGCAGCUGUGCCAAAGGUUAUGCAGCAGACCAUGCAACAGACCCAGCAGCUUCCUCAGAAAGUGCAGGUUAUCCAGGAAGCUAUCAUUCCUAAAGAGCCACCCCCUGAGUUUGAGUUCAUUGCUGAUCCUCCAUCAAUUGCUGCAUUUGAUCUGGAUGUCGUCAAGCUCACUGCACAGUUUGUUGCUCGCAAUGGGCGCCAAUUCCUCACUCAGCUCAUGCAAAAGGAACAGAGAAACUACCAGUUUGAUUUUCUACGCCCGCAACACAGCCUUUUCAACUACUUCACCAAAUUAGUUGAGCAGUAUACCAAGAUUUUAAUUCCUCCUAAAGGCCUUCUGAUAAAGCUGAAGAAAGAGUCUGAGAAUCCGAAAGAGGUUAUGGACCAGGUGAGAUAUCGUGUUGAGUGGGCCAAGUAUCAGGAGCGUGAAAGAAAGAAGGAAGAAGAGGAAAGAGAGAAGGAACGAGUAGCAUAUGCUCAAAUCGACUGGCAUGAUUUUGUUGUAGUGGAGACGGUGGAUUUCCAGCCCAACGAGCAAGGCCACUUCCCCCCACCCACCACCCCGGAGGAGCUUGGUGCCCGCAUCCUCAUCCAAGAGCGUUAUGAGAAGUAUGGCGAGAGUGAGGAAGUCGAAAUGGAUGUCGAAAGCGAUGAUGAGAAUGAUGAGAGGGAGGUGCGGAAUGCAGGCCAUUCUGUGCAACCUGAUCAAGACACACAGGUCCAGGACAUGGAUGAGGGAUCUGAUGAAGAGGAUGAAGGCAUGAAAAUACCGGUGCCUCCCAGCAACCCAAUGCCACCCCCACUGCCCCCAACUCCAGACCAAGUUAUUAUUCGUAAAGACUAUGAUCCCAAAGCUUCCAAAGCUCCAGCACCAGCAGUUGUUUCAGAUGAGUAUCUCAUCUCACCUAUUACUGGUGAGAAGAUCCCGGCUAGUAAAAUACCGGAGCACAUGCGCAUUGGUCUGCUGGAUCCACGCUGGCUGGAGCAAAGGGACCGCAGCAUCAGAGACAGGCAGACUGAAGACGAAGUUUAUGCGCCUGGUAUGGACAUCGAUAGCAGCUUGAAGCAACUGGCUGAGAGGCGUACCGAUAUCUUUGGUGUGGAGGAGACAGCCAUUGGUAAGAAAAUUGGGGAAGAAGAAAUCCAGAAGCCGGAGGAAAAGGUCACCUGGGAUGGCCACUCUGGAAGCAUGGCACGCACCCAGCAAGCAGCUCAAGCUAACAUCACCCUCCAAGAGCAGAUUGAAGCGAUUCACAAAGCUAAAGGGCUGGUAGGGGAGGAUGACACGAAAGAGAAGAUAGGUCCGAGCAAACCCAGCGACACUCACCACAUGCCUCCGAUGCCAUCCCCUGCACCCAUUGUGCCAAAACCUAGCCCUCCGGUUGCAGCAAUGCCUCGCCCGCCUUCCAAUGUGGGGCCCCCAGUGCGCACCACUCUUCUGUCAGCUAUGCCAGUAAUUCCAAGGCCGCCCGUGGCUCCCGUUGUGCGCCUGGCUCCAGGACAAGUGUUAACAUCAAUGCCUCCGAUGAUUCCUGGCCCUCGCAUCAAUGUGGUUCCCAUGCCCCCAUCUGCACCUCACAUGAUGGCUCCCAGACCACCUCCAAUGGUCGUUCCAGCUACAUUUGUUCCUGCUCCUCCUGUACCACAACCCCCAAAUAUUGUUCCUGCACCGCCAUCACACCCGCCGCCGCUUCAUGACGAUGAGCCAAUGAACAAGAAGAUGAAGACAGAAGACAACCUUAUUCCAGAGGAUGAAUUUAUUCGCAGACACAAGGGUCCCGUGGCAGUUAAAGUCCAGGUCCCCAACAUGCAGGAUAAGACAGAAUGGAAGCUCAAUGGCCAAGUGCUCAAUUUUACAGUACCACUCACUGACCAGGUUUCUGUUAUCAAAGUGAAAAUACAUGAAGCCACAGGCAUGCCAGCAGGAAAGCAGAAGUUACAAUAUGAGGGCAUUUUCAUCAAAGAUUCCAACUCUAUGGCUUAUUACAACAUGAGCACUGGUUCGAUCAUUCAUUUGGCAUUGAAGGAGAGAGGUGGAAGAAAGAAGUGAAUCUCUGAAAGAAGCACAAGAUUUGUGGAUCACAUUUUCAAGUCAAGAUGUUUAACCUUGUUGUGUAACAAUUUAUUUUAGUCAAAAUGUUAUUUGUAAUUGUUCUUGUAUUUGGAAUUAUGCAUACUCAUACAUCUUGUUUUCCUAAAUGUAAUGUUAUCUCGAGUACCGGCAAUUCCAAGUGUCUGUUAUUAUAAAUCAUUGACUCAUUUUCUCCAUGAUGCGUUUCCGUUUAAUAAAGAUUUUUAAAAAGAA
Hippocampus zosterae (dwarf seahorse) is the source of this 2652-nucleotide messenger RNA. It is a transcript of the gene sf3a1, whose product is annotated as splicing factor 3a, subunit 1. Lineage: Eukaryota; Metazoa; Chordata; Actinopteri; Syngnathiformes; Syngnathidae. The transcript is spliced from 16 exons. Bases 52 to 2397 code for a protein of 781 amino acids. Gene Ontology annotation, molecular function: protein binding; RNA binding. The record is from RefSeq and is a predicted model, not a curated record. Gene Ontology annotation, biological process: regulation of alternative mRNA splicing, via spliceosome; mRNA cis splicing, via spliceosome. Gene Ontology annotation, cellular component: U2 snRNP; catalytic step 2 spliceosome; U2-type prespliceosome.